Aegilops tauschii subsp. strangulata is the source of this 883-nucleotide messenger RNA. RefSeq names its product protein SMALL AUXIN UP-REGULATED RNA 12. Lineage: Eukaryota; Viridiplantae; Streptophyta; Magnoliopsida; Poales; Poaceae. The record is from RefSeq and is a predicted model, not a curated record. Gene Ontology annotation, biological process: response to auxin.
CACUUCCCCCACUAAUCACACUCCCUCCGACUUCCGUUACCAGUUCCUUCCGUCUCCUCCCAUUCAUUAAGGCGAGAGCCCCUCGCUCGCUCGUCCAGGAAAGGAGGACAAAGGGAGCGCGGGCGGUUCGUUGAGAUCUCGGUCUCGCCAUGCCGAGGACAAGGAGGCUGCGCGGCGGGUUCCGGCUCGGCCGGAAGCUGCUGACCGCAUGGCGGUGGGCGCUCUGCGGCCGGAACCGGCGCCGGGGCGGCGGUGGCUACCUCCGCCUCGACACGCCGUGCCCGAUGGAGGGCAGGGAGGCCAAGAAGCUGGCACCGGUGCUGCGGUGGGGCAAGUCGCUGGCGCGGCUCCUCAGCCUCGGCCGGGCGGACCGCGGGCAGCAGACGCUCGAGGCGGUGAAGACCCCCAAGGGGCAGGUGGCGGUGUACGUCGGCGGCGGCGGGCCCGGGGAGCCGCUGCGGUACGUGGUGCCCGUGGUGUACUUCAACCACCCCAUGUUCGGGGAGCUGCUGCGGGAGGCCGAGGAGGCGUUCGGCUUCCAGCACCCCGGCGGCAUCACCAUCCCCUGCGCCGCCGCCAAGUUCGAGCGCGCCGCCGCCGUGGCCGCCGCCGGCAAGAAGGGGUUCGCCAGGUGGUAGCAUCGAUCCCGUAGGCCUAGGAGUCCCCGCCUCCGCUGCUGCGUGCGGUGGAGGCGAAUGGUGACAUGGUGUACAGCGCAUGUGUGUUUCCAUCAGCAAAGGGGCUAAUUUUGUUCCAUUGAUUCAUCUUCCUGCCGUUUUAACUAGUGGAUGGAUGCGGUUCUUUUUCUUUUUCUAGGAAAGGUUAUUUACUCAUCUAUGGAUUGUCGAUGCAUCUAUGCGAGUUCAUCUCAGAAUCUCUAUAA